AUGCCACUACUUGCUUCUCAAAUUUCAACAACAGCUCUCACGGAAGACAAUGUCACACACAAUCAAUUCCGAACACCACAGAGUUUACCAGACGUAAACCCCGGUCUCCCACCAGCAGCCGCCAGCACAUGGCCAGCCAGCUCGAAUGGUACUGCGCAUCACAUACCAGUGACGCAAUACCAUGAAACAGUGGGCAAUGAAAGCAUAUCACACCAUUAUCAGUAUGUGAUAGACCAUGUGAAGCGAGCAGGAUUCGAGAGCUUCGAUGCUCUGGUGUCUGGUUAUUACACAUUAUCGUUUACCAGGAAUUCAACGGCAGAUCGCGCACAAAAGGCCAGCCGGGCGAAACGGCUUCGUUCUGUGCUGGAAAGUCUCCACAAACACUCAAAAGAGUGGACAAAGUGGGAGGCUCGCGGAUUCCAAGAGCAGACCGUGCAGGCAGCGGAAGGUAUUUAUGUUGCAGAGCUGGGAGAGCUACAGCUAGACAGCGAUGUCAACAUCUAUGGUACUGUGGAUGAUCUUCCGCCCAUUGAAAUACAGAAAUCGCAGGUGUUGCAGAAUUUACAGAGACAAUAUGAAAACAAGGUUCCCAACCUAUGGGCUCUGUUUACGGAGCUCGCCGGAGCAUCCAGCCCGCAUACCGAAGACGCCACCAUCCUAAGUCUCACCUUACUCCACUCGAUAAACACAAAUCCCGAGCUCAAUCUCAGGGAGACGAUUAUAAACCUAGUUGAUAGGCUGCUCUGAGCUGUCGGCUAAUUAAAAUUCCAAAGUUAAAUAACUACCGUUUGAGGUUCUGCAAUGCACAUGGUGCUUGUAAACUGACAUGCUUUUGAU
Messenger RNA from Aspergillus wentii DTO 134E9, 837 nucleotides. RefSeq lists its product as uncharacterized. NCBI's taxonomy places the organism in Eukaryota, Fungi, Ascomycota, Eurotiomycetes, Eurotiales, Aspergillaceae. The coding region runs from base 1 to 747 and encodes 248 amino acids. The record is from RefSeq and is a predicted model, not a curated record. The transcript has 3 exons.